UUAAGAUCUCAUUCUUUUCCUCUCGCGAUAUUUCGCGAGUAUCAGAGCUAUGGCAAUAGAAAACACUUUGUUCUUAUCCUCUCGCGAUAUUUCGCGAGUAUCGGAGCUAUGGCUAUAGAAAACACAACGGGCAACAAUGAUUUCGCGACGAUUUACACAAGAGACAGUCUGGCCAAUGACUCGUGUCAGGAAUAUGACAGUGCUCAGGCGAGGGUGUUUAAGAUAAUCGUUAUUGGGGAUUCAAAUGUUGGGAAGACGUGUCUAACUUUCCGCUUUUGCGGUGGUAAAUUUCUCCAAAACCCCGAGGCAACAAUCGGAGUAGAUUUCAGAGAGAGAACCCUUCAACUUGAUGGAGAAAACAUAAAGUUGCAGAUCUGGGACACGGCGGGACAGGAGCGCUUCAGGAAGAGUAUGGUGGAGCAUUACUACAGAAACGUCCAUGCCAUCAUCUUUGUGUAUGACGUGACCAGUCUGGCUUCAUUUGAGAGUCUGCCGGAGUGGAUUGAGGAGUGCAGCCGUCACUCAGUUCCUCCCAUGGUCCCCCGCAUCCUAGUUGGGAACAAAUGUGACUUGAGAGGAAUGAGAGAGGUGUCCACGUUUUUAGCUCAGCGACUGGCUGAUAGCUACAACUUCCCGCUUUUUGAGACAUCUGCAAGAGACCCUGUGGAAAAAGAGCGUGUAGAUGCCAUUUUCCUCACUCUGGCCUACAAGCUGAAGAAUCGCAAGCCACUGAGACUGAAACAGCCAAGUGAGAGCAGCUUCAUACAGCUCGCUGGUGAACAGGAGGAGAACACACCCUGUUUAUGCUAAUGCACUUUGGCCCAUACAGUUUCAUGCAAUAAAUUAGGGUGACGUUCUGAAUGAAGUUAAGGCAGAAAGAGUGAUUGGGAGAUAUACAGUACAGUAUAUGUCUAUAGGAUUUCAUUUGGUGUAUGUGCAGUUUACAAAUGACUUUGGAAGUGUAAACUAUGGAACAAUUGGACAUUUAUGAGGGUUUUGUUUUGUUAAUCCACAUAUUACGAAGCAAGUGAUGCCAAUAUGUCUUACUAUUAUUUAAGAGUGAUAUUAACUCUCCAGAAACACGCUCAAUGACAUGAAGAGCCUGUUAUAAUAUUUUCAGUCUGUAAUAACUUUGCAUGUUGUUUCACUGUAAUAUUUAAUGUUUAUGGAUCUAUCAUUACAAUUUCUCGUAGGUUGCUAUGGUGAAACUUCUAAAGGCAAUCUUGUAUCAGAAACACAUCGGUCCUCAUUAUUGUGCACUGUUAGCGUUCUGUUAUGUUUAUGGUUACAGAUCAAUUAUUAUUAUAUUUACUCUGCACUUCAUUCGAACUUUUUAAUUCGAAAGCAUAUAUUGCAUGCAAGCUCAAUCUAAACUGUGGUGUAAUGCAUUACUAAAGCUAUAACUGACUCCAUCAUGAACACUAGUGGGCGCCACUGUCAAGGCAUUCAGAGCAUUAUGAACUACUAUGAUGAAAAUUAGAUUAAAAACAAGGGAAAACACACUUUAUUAUAAAUGAGAGCACGUAUAUCCUCAAUGCAUUUGUGAAACACAGUGAUAUGCAACAUAUUAGUGAUGUUUGAUGUCUUUUGCAAGCAAAUCCAUGCUUCAAUAAGACUUCAACAUAUCUCAAAGGCUUGAUUUCAUUUUUUUUUUAAUCAUUUUUUUGGGGAUCGACAACCCUUUUUGUAAGCAAGAGCAUUUGGAAAACAGGGACUGUAUUGCACUUUAAAUUGGGAUUGUAUCAUGUCUGAAGUUUGUCUCGAUUAUUCAGUAUCGUGUAUAAUUUGAGAAAAAUGUCAUUGUAGUUUGCAGUGACUGUCAGAUGUGUUCUGGAAGUGAAUAUGGAAAUAAAA
Messenger RNA from Sinocyclocheilus rhinocerous, 1854 nucleotides. RefSeq names its product ras-related protein Rab-33B-like. Gene Ontology annotation, biological process: Rab protein signal transduction. Gene Ontology annotation, molecular function: GTPase activity; GTP binding. The record is from RefSeq and is a predicted model, not a curated record. The transcript is spliced from 2 exons. The coding region runs from base 109 to 810 and encodes 233 amino acids. NCBI's taxonomy places the organism in Eukaryota, Metazoa, Chordata, Actinopteri, Cypriniformes, Cyprinidae.